Messenger RNA from Solea solea (common sole), 2950 nucleotides. It is a transcript of the gene slc43a1b, whose product is annotated as solute carrier family 43 member 1b. Gene Ontology annotation, biological process: neutral amino acid transport; transmembrane transport. The record is from RefSeq and is a predicted model, not a curated record. The coding region runs from base 96 to 1775 and encodes 559 amino acids. The transcript is spliced from 15 exons. Gene Ontology annotation, molecular function: neutral L-amino acid transmembrane transporter activity; L-amino acid transmembrane transporter activity. Lineage: Eukaryota; Metazoa; Chordata; Actinopteri; Pleuronectiformes; Soleidae.
AUCACCGAUCAAAGUUCCACCGACACCGUCCAGAAACCACGACCCACUCUGACUAACGCCGUCCACUGCAGCAGCGGGACAACUCUGAAACUGUCAUGGCUCCCAGUUUGGCUCAGGCGUACAGGAGGAGGUGGUGGAUUGCCAUCACUGCCAUCAUCGAGAACCUGCUCUUCUCUGCUGUUCUGCUGGGCUGGACCUCUCUCCUCAUCAUGCUGAAGAACGAAGGCUUCUAUUCACACGUUUGCAUCGAGAACGACUCUGUCGGUGCUAACACCACUUCCUUGGAGAACCACGAGUGGAGUAGCUGUUUGGAGCAGGAGAAGAUAUUGAACCUCGGCUUCACCAUCGGCUCUUUCUUGUUGAGCGCAGCCACGCUACCUCUGGGCAUCUUGAUGGACAAAUACGGGCCCCGCCCACUGAGGCUCGUUGGCAGUUCGUGUUUCGCGGCUUCCUGUGCGAUGAUAGCUGCCGCCGCGUACAACCCCGAAGUGUUGUCCUUCCUCAUCUUCAUCGCUGUCUCCUUCAAUGGCUUCGGGGGAAUCUGCCUGACCUUCACUUCACUCACAUUGCCAAACAUGUUUGGACAUGUUCGAGCAACAAUCCUCUCCCUGAUGAUCGGAUCGUACGCUUCUUCAGCCGUCACCUUCUCUGGUGUCAAGGUGAUCUAUGACCUGGGCGUGUCGUUCCGUGUCAUCAUGUGGGUUUGGUCUGGUAUGGCCAGCCUGGUCGUCAUUAACUGCUUCCUGAACUGGCCCAACGAGUCCUUCCCUGCACCCGAGGACCCCCGCUACACUAGUAAAUCAAUGAAAAUGAGCGGAGUUGAGAAAGAAGACAUGGCGUCUGGAGACAAGUACGUCGCUCAUGUGGACGGCAUGACAGCAGAUCCCGGGCAGCCAGGCUCACGAGGCCCAGCGCAGGGCUCGGUGACGUUCUGUCACUCUGUCUGUUCUCCAAUCUUCCUGUGGAGUCUCAUCACCAUGGCGAUGACCCAGCUGCGGCUGAUCUUCUACAUGGGUGCCAUGAACGAGAUGGUGGAGUUUUUGGUCACCCACGGCGACCCCCACCCCUCAGAGAUGCUGCAGAAGGAGGCGAGUGAACAAGUGAGUUUCUACUCGUCCGUCUUCGGUACCAUGCAGCUGCUUUGUCUGCUGACGUGUCCACUGAUCGGUUACAUGAUGGACUGGAGGAUGAAGGACUGUGAGGAGGAGAAUCCAGUCACACCAACCGUGAAGAGCCACUCAAAUCACCCGCAAAAAAGAGACAGAAAGAUCCAGAAACUGACCAACGCUAUGAGGUCCUUCACCUUCACCAACGUCCUGCUGGUCGCCUUUGGAAUCCUUUCCAUGAUCGACCACCUGCCGAUACAGAUGGUGUCGUUUGUUCUGCACACCAUAGUGAGAGGAUUCAUCCAUUCAUGCUGUGGAGGUCUCUACGCUGCCGUGUAUCCUGCCAACCACUUUGGGACACUAACCGGCAUGCAGUCCAUGAUCAGCGCCGCCUUUGCUCUGCUACAGCAGCCGCUGUUUAUGCUGAUGGUGGGACCACUGGAAAGAGAUCCUUACUGGAUCAAUCUGAGCCUCCUCAUCUUAUCCCUGGCUGGAUUCCUGUUGCCGGGCUAUCUGGUCUAUCACCGUAGAAACCUGAUCAGGGCGAAGGUGGCACGCAAUAAUCUGGCUGACCAAGAGAAUGUUCCCCUGAGCCAAUCAGAGAGCCAGUCCAACUGUAACGCAGCAAACGGAUAUGCGGCAAACGGGCAAGCAAUGUCAGAGAACUGAGGAUCCACUUAUACCACGUGGUCACACGUUUAGAAGAUCAUGACUAUAGAAUAGAGCUUUGACAUUGUGAGCGUAAUGUCAGAUUUCUCAUUGAGAAAAUAUCCUUUAAAGGUCCAGUGUGUGAGAAUUAGUGACAUCUAAUGGUGGGAGGGCAGAAGGCAACAAACGGAGGACCUUCAACAAGCAUGACAGGGAACUAUGGUGGCCUGUGCUUACCAGAAAGCAUGCAAACACUCAACAACAACACUCUUUUCCCGACUGCCAAGUAACCAUGCAACACUAUUAUUUAACGAUGCAAUUAUUUUGUGCUCGGUGUCUAUUCAACUUUACGGAAGCAGCGUGGAUAAAGUGGAAAAAUAUAGUGCACUAAGAAGUAAUAUGUAGUUAAAAAAAAUACCAAUAAUAUACAAUAGAGAACAAUACCAAUAAAAUACAAUAGAGAAUACACAGACCUUGUAAAAUACCCUUCCAAUCUUUUCAGUGUUUUCUCCUUUUUCAGUGGUUAAUAGUUUGUGAAAAUGAGCAAGAUGGCGGCCUCUAUAAGCAAAAUGGCCAAAAUCGCCCAAAAAUGGCUGUUCGACCCAAAAUGGCAGCCUUCCUGUAGGACACGAAUAAUGACAAUAACUCCUUCACUUUCAACAUCACCAUCACCGUGCAUCAGUACAUCAGCAGUAAAACAUGGAUGAAUACAACAGAUUAAAAACAGAGAAGAAAGAAUAAAUAAAUAAAAAUAAUGUGGAGUAGGAUCAUGAGGAACAGGUGAGCUGGGUUUGGUGGUUGAUGCGAUGAUGAAAUGCGAUUUUUCUAUUACUGUGUUCACACCUAACUCUGGGACAACUGCCCUUUUUUCUGCAACAUUAACCGCCAGUUGACACAAAUUCUCCGGCAAAGUUGAAAACAUACAAACCUACUCACAAUAUGUUCCAUUUCUGCCGAUAAACCUUCCUAAAUGUUACACGCUGGACCUUUAACUUUAGAUUCUGUCAUUUAAAAUGACACGUAGAGAUGCCUCAGUGGUUGCAACGGAGCCUCGCUUUAGAAUCUCAGCUCUGUUCCCCUCCUGUUUUGCAAAGCUCUAAAUUUUCCUAUAAGACGUGUGCAAUAUAUGUGUGGGUGUAAUGGACUGGUGAACUGCACUCUGGGUAAUUUACCCUUAACCCUAGCAAGAAGAAACA